Messenger RNA from Arabidopsis arenosa, 1573 nucleotides. The record is from the annotation of a GenBank genome assembly. NCBI's taxonomy places the organism in Eukaryota, Viridiplantae, Streptophyta, Magnoliopsida, Brassicales, Brassicaceae.
UGGGCAUUGUUCAUUUGGGUUUCUCUGCUUCUCAUAAGUAUCACACAUUGGGUUUAUAGUUGGAGGAACCCUAAAUGCAGAGGGAAACUUCCACCUGGUUCCAUGGGUUUCCCGUUACUCGGCGAGACUAUCCAAUUCUUCAAGCCAAACAAAACUUCAGACAUCCCUCCUUUUAUCAAAGAAAGAGUUAAGAAGUAUGGUCCAAUUUUCAAGACCAAUCUCGUGGGGAGACCAGUUAUUGUAUCAACAGAUGCUGAUUUGAGUUAUUUUGUGUUUAACCAAGAGGGUCGUUGUUUCCAGAGUUGGUAUCCAGACACUUUUACCCACAUCUUUGGGGAGAAGAAUGUGGGUUCACUACAUGGUUUCAUGUACAAGUACCUCAAAAACAUGGUUUUGACUCUCUUUGGUCAUGAUGGUCUCAAGAAGAUGCUUCCUCAAGUCGAAAUGACUGCUAAUAAGAGGUUGGAGCUUUGGUCAAAUCAAGAUUCAGUAGAACUCAAAGAUGCAACCGCAAGCAUGAUAUUUGAUCUGACCGCGAAGAAGUUGAUCAGCCAUGAUCCAGACAAGUCAUCAGAGAAUCUAAGGGCAAACUUUGUUGCUUUCAUUCAAGGAUUGAUCUCUUUCCCUUUUGACAUCCCAGGCACAGCUUAUCACAAAUGUCUACAGGGUAGGGAAAAGGCAAUGAAAAUGUUGAGGAAUAUGCUUCAAGAGAGGCGUAAGAAACCGCGGAAGAACCCAAGUGAUUUCUUUGAUUAUGUUAUUGAAGAGAUUCAGAAAGAAGGGACAAUUCUGACAGAAGAGAUUGCACUGGAUUUGAUGUUUGUCUUGCUAUUUGCUAGCUUUGAAACAACAUCUCUGGCUAUAACUUUAGCCAUCAAGUUUCUCUCUGAUGACCCUGCAGUCCUAAAGCGUUUAACGGAAGAACAUGAGACAAUUCUGAGAAACAGGGAAGAUGCUGACUCUGGACUUACAUGGGAAGAAUACAAGUCAAUGACUUACACAUUUCAGUUCAUAAACGAAACAGCGAGACUAGCAAAUAUAGUUCCUGCAAUCUUCAGAAAGGCGCUGAUAGAUAUAAAAUUCAAAGAUUAUACAAUUCCAGCCGGCUGGGCGGUGAUGGUCUGUCCACCAGCUGUACAUUUGAAUCCAGAAAUGUAUAAAGAUCCUUUAGUCUUUAAUCCAUCAAGAUGGGAGGGAUCAAAAGUUACAAACGCAUCAAAGCACUUCAUGGCGUUUGGUGGCGGUAUGAGGUUCUGUGUUGGAACCGACUUCACGAAAUUGCAGAUGGCUGCGUUUCUUCACAGCUUGGUAACAAAAUACAGGUGGGAGGAGAUUAAAGGAGGGAAUAUAGUUCGAACUCCAGGAUUACAGUUUCCAAAUGGUUACCAUGUCAAACUCCAUAAAAAGAGAGACUAGAGAAUGUUUUUUAAUUAGUAAAGAAUUGGUAGGAUGAUAAUACGUUAUACAUUUUCUGAGACUGUAAUAAUUAAUCUUGAACACCCUAAUAAGUGAAAAGGGGAAGAUUUGUCUUAGGUUAAAGGCUGAGAAUCAGCUAUAAAGGUGAAUACACAAU